AUGUCUCGCUGCUGCCCCUGCCCCUGCGCGAGUCCCUCCUCCACCACCGGGCCCUUCCUCCUCGUUUCCAUCCCCGCCGCUUCUUCCAGGAGCGGCGGCGGUGGCUCUGCUGUGGGUCGGAGCAGGCUGCGGUGGGGAGGCGGGCCGAGGCGCGGGCACGCGACAGUCGCGGCGGGCAGCAAGGACGACGGGAGCGGCACGGCGGAGGGGGAGAAGGGAGAAGACGACGCCCCGGCGUUCAAUCCGUUCGGGUUCGUGACGGACAACCCCUCCAGCCGCAGCGCCAUCCAGCUCCCCGCGGUUCCCGCCGAGGACGGCAAUGUCGGCCAGAUGCUCUACAGGAUCGAAGACAAGGGCAGGGAGUACGGUUCGUAUGUCAGAGCAGGAGAGUUUCGAUGGUUCGUCAGGGAAACAGGGUCACCUGAUGCACGACGUGGGACUAUUGUGUUCCUUCACGGAGCUCCUAGUCAAUCAUUUAGCUACCGCGUGGUUAUGGCUCAGAUGGCAGAUGCUGGCUACCACUGCUAUGCACCUGACUGGAUCGGAUUUGGGUUCAGUGAAAUGCCACAACCUGGAUAUGGAUUCGACUUUAAAGAGGACGAAUUCCACAAGGCAUUUGAUGAUCUUCUUGGUACUCUAAAUAUCACCGAGCCCUUCUUCUUAGUUGUCCAGGGCUUUCUUGUUGGUUCUUAUGGGCUGACAUGGACACUGAAUAACUCAAGCAAAGUCCUUAAGUUAGCAAUCCUUAACAGUCCACUUACAGUUUCUUCUCCAGUCCCUGGAUUGUUUCAGCAGCUAAAGUGGCCACUGUUUGGUGAAUUUACUUGUCAAAAUGCUGUUUUGGCUGAGCGUUUCAUUGAAGCAGGUAGCGCAUAUAUGCUGAAAUUGGAAAAGGCUGAUGUAUAUAGGUUACCGUAUCUAUCCAGUGGUGCUCCUGGAUUUGCUUUGCUUGAAGCUGCCAGGAAGAUCGAUUUCCAAGAUGUACUAAGUAGAAUUUCGGCCGGAUUUUCAUCCAACGGUUGGGAAAAACCAAUACUGCUUGCAUGGGGAAUAUCUGACAAGUACUUACCAUUGUCGAUAGCUGAGGAAUUCAAGAAAGCUAAUCCCAGCGUUGUAAAACUAGAGGCGAUAGAAGGAGCUGGUCAUAUGCCACAAGAGGACUGGCCGGAGAAGGUUGUGAAGGCACUGAUAUCCUUCCUGUAA
Miscanthus lutarioriparius is the source of this 1203-nucleotide messenger RNA. The record is from the annotation of a GenBank genome assembly. NCBI's taxonomy places the organism in Eukaryota, Viridiplantae, Streptophyta, Magnoliopsida, Poales, Poaceae.